Hibiscus syriacus is the source of this 2752-nucleotide messenger RNA. Its product is annotated as auxin response factor 2A-like. The record is from RefSeq and is a predicted model, not a curated record. Bases 141 to 2705 code for a protein of 854 amino acids. Gene Ontology annotation, molecular function: DNA binding; protein binding. Gene Ontology annotation, cellular component: nucleus. NCBI's taxonomy places the organism in Eukaryota, Viridiplantae, Streptophyta, Magnoliopsida, Malvales, Malvaceae. The transcript is spliced from 15 exons. Gene Ontology annotation, biological process: regulation of DNA-templated transcription; response to hormone.
UUUUGUUUUCUUUUUUAAACGAGAGCGGUUUUCGGUUGUUUGAGUUGAAUUCGAGUUGUGCUUUUUUAGUUUUAAGGAAAAUUGAGAGUAUCGGAUGAGAGAUCUGAGCUGAAAACAUUUUGGCAACUGUAAAGAAAAAAAUGACAACUAUGGAAGUAUCAAUGAAAGGAAAUUGUGUUAACGGAAGAGGAGGAGAAAGCUUUUCUUCUGGUUAUAGCGAGCCAAUUGAUGCUCGGAACACCAGGGAAGGGCAAGACGGUCGCUCAACUCGUAAGCCUGCCGUCAAAGACCCAGAAGCGGCGCUGUAUACGGAGCUUUGGCGUGCAUGUGCCGGAUCUCUGGUGACCGUCCCUCGCGAAGGAGAGCGCGUGUUCUACUUUCCCCAAGGUCACAUAGAACAGGUUGAGGCGUCUACUAAUCAGGUUUCAGACCAGAAUAUGCCAAUGUAUAAUCUUCCAUCUAAGAUCCUUUGUCGGGUGAUUAACGUUCAAUUAAAGGCUGAACCAGAUACUGAUGAAGUUUUUGCACAAGUGACUCUUCUUCCUGAACCUACUCAGCAAGAUGAGAAUACCGUGGACAAGGAGCCUCCUGUUCCUCAACCCCCACGGUUCCAUGUUCAUUCCUUUUGCAAGACCUUGACUGCCUCAGAUACAAGCACCCAUGGUGGGUUUUCGGUGCUCAGGCGGCAUGCUGAUGAAUGUCUUCCACCAUUGGACAUGUCACGGCAACCACAAACACAAGAAUUGGUUGCUAAGGAUUUGCAUGGAAAUGAGUGGCGAUUCCGGCAUAUCUUGAGGGGUCAACCUCGUAGGCACUUACUUCAAAGUGGUUGGAGUGUUUUUGUGAGUUCCAAGAGGCUUGUUGUAGGGGAUGCCUUUAUAUUUUUAAGAGGUGAGAAUGGAGAAUUACGUGUUGGUGUAAGAAGAGCUGUGAGACAGCUGGGCAAUGUUCCUCCAUCAGUAAUAUCAAGUCAUAGCAUGCAUCUUGGUGUGCUUGCAACAGCAUGGCAUGCCUUCUCAACACGAACCAUAUUUACUGUGUAUUACAAACCUAGGACAAGCCCAGCCGAGUUUAUUGUUCCAUAUUAUCAGUACAUGGAGUCAUUAAAGAACAAUUACUCAAUAGGGAUGAGAUUCAAAAUGAGAUUUGAAGGUGAAGAAGCUCCUGAACAGAGGUUUACUGGAACAAUAGUUGGAAUAGAAGAUGCUGAUCCGAAAAGAUGGCAGGAUUCCAAAUGGAGAUGCCUCAAUGUGCGAUGGGAUGAGACAUCUAACAUACCUCGUCCAGAGACAGUUUCUCCUUGGAAAAUUGAACCUGCUUUGGCUCCUCCAGCCUUGAAUCCAAUUCCAAUGCCCAGGGCCAAAAGGCCUCGACCCCAUGCAGUACCUACAUCAUCUGAUUCCUCUUUUCGUACUAGGGAAGGUUCAUCCAAAGUUACUGUAGACCCUUCAACAGCUAGUGGGUUGCCAAGGGUCUUGCAAGGUCAAGAAUUCUCGACCUUGAGAGGCAACUUUGUGGAGAGUAUCGGGUCUGACACUGCUGAAAAAUUGAUGAUGUGGCCACCUGUAGAUAAUGAGAAGAUUCACGUGGUUUCUGCUUCAAGAAGAUUUGGUUCAGAGAAUUGGAUGUCCUCCGAGAGGCAUGAACCAACAUACACAGAUCUACUCUCAGGGUUUGGAUCAAAUGCAGAUUCCAUACAUGGGUAUUGUUCAUCCUUGGUUGAUCAAACUUUAUUGGUUGGUAAGACUAUGAAAAAACAAGCAUUAGAUCAAGAAAUGAAGCUUGGGUCUUGGUCCCUCGGGCCUUCUGGUCUGUCACUCAAAUUGGCCGUCACAAAUGCAAUGCUCCCAGGGCAAGGUUCUGGCGUGCCUUAUAAACCCCGAGGAAAUGGUCGAUUUAGUGGUUUUGGUGACUAUCCUGUACUUCAAGGCCAUAGGAUUGAACACUCAAACGGAAACUGGUUGAUGCCUCCCCCAAAUUCUCAUUAUGAGAAGAGUCCAGUCCAAUCUCGAGAUUUAAUGCCCGCAUCAUCGGUACAAGAACACGAGAAUGGAAAAUCUGGUGAAGGAAACUGCAAGCUCUUUGGUAUUCCUCUCGUUAGGAAUUCUAUUGCAUCAGAACCCACUGUCACUCAUGUUAAUGCAUUGAAUGAGCCUGUGGGUCAUAUGCAAGCUGCAUCUCACCAUGUUCGUGCUUUUGAAUCUGACCAAAGAUUUGAAAACUCGAAGGUCUCACAGUUAGUGGAUGUGGAGGACUUGUCUAAUUUUAAUGAGCUCAAGAAACAACCUCAUGCUCGAGAGAUUCAAAGCAAGCCUUCUAGUGCUUCAACUAGGAGUUGUACCAAGGUUCACAAGCAGGGGAUUGCUCUUGGUAGGUCUGUGGAUCUUACUAAGUUCAACAACUACGAUGAACUUAUUGCAGAACUGGAUCAAUUAUUUGAAUUUAGUGGAGAGUUAAUGGCCCCUAAAAGGAAUUGGCUUGUUGUUUAUACUGAUGACGAGGGUGAUAUGAUGCUUGUUGGAGAUGAUCCUUGGCAGGAAUUUUGUGCCAUGGUUCGCAAGAUUGGUAUCUACACUAGAGAGGAGGUACAGAAGAUGAAGCCAGGAUCAAUGAGUUCAAAGGGUGAGGACAAUUCAGUUUCUGCAGGAGGCCUAGAUGGAAUGGAAAUGAUAUGUCGAUCGACAUCUAGUGCAGAGAAUUGUUAGGCUUUUCUUAAUGGUUCUUGGUAAUGUUCUAGCUUUUUGUUAAAGAG